AUGCCGGACAGCAGCCAGUUUGCACCGUUUGUGCGAUUCGUUCGCUCGCAUGAAGAACCGCAAAAGAUGCAGACCGAUGAAUUCAGUAUCGCUAGGAUACUGGCUACCAUAAGAAAACGACUGCUGGGUGGAGUAGUUUCAGCAGAAGAAGAGUUGUGCAUGGAUCCAAUCAUUCGACGUUUUGCGGUUGCACAGUUGGAUGUGAUGCUAGAUAACCAAUCAUUUCCAUUGUUUAUUCUUCCAUUCAUCCAA
Molecule: messenger RNA, 252 nt
Organism: Ostertagia ostertagi
Lineage: Eukaryota; Metazoa; Nematoda; Chromadorea; Rhabditida; Trichostrongylidae
Source: the annotation of a GenBank genome assembly